AAAAACCUUGCUCCCUUUCCUGCGCACGCGCGUUCAGCUUGCUUAGCCAUGCGAGUGUUAGUAGGCGGUGGGACAGGGUUUGUUGGCCGAGCCUUAACCCAACUGCUGCAGAGCCGAGGGCAUGAAGUCACCGUUAUCUCCCGCCAGCCUGGAAAAAACAAGAUCACUUGGGAUGAGCUUUCCCGCACAGGGCUCCCUCCCUGCGAAGGUGCAGUCAACCUUUCUGGAGAAAAUGUCCUUAACCCUUUCCAGAGAUGGAAUGAAUCCUUCCAACAGGAAGUGGUCGCCAGCCGAGUCGAGACCACCAAGGCGUUGGCAAAAGCCAUUGCUGAAGCCGAGCAUCCUCCCCGGGCCUGGGUGCUAGUCACCGGCGUAGGUUAUUACAAGCCCAGCCACACCACCAGAUACACAGAAGACAGCCCCGGUGGCGAUUUUGAUUUCUUCUCUCGCCUGGUAACCCGUUGGGAGGCAGCCGCUAAAAUCCCUGGGGACCGCACACGACAGGUGGUUGUGAGAUCUGGUGUUGUGCUGGGCAGAGAUGGCGGUGCCAUUGCCCAGAUGCUUUGGCCCUUUCGCCUCGGCCUGGGGGGCCCCAUCGCUUCCGGCCGACAGCCUUUCCCCUGGAUCCACGUGGCAGAUUUAGCUGGCAUCGUGGCACACGCCUUGGAGAGGGAUGGCGUCACCGGCAUCUUGAAUGGCGUUUCCCCAUUGGCCGUGACCACCACGAGUGGGGAUUUUGCCCAGGCGAUGGGGUCGGCCCUCCGGCGACCUGCCGUGUUGCCCCUGCCGGGCUUUGUCGUCUCUGCCAUCUUUGGCCCUGAGAGGAGCGUCAUGUUGCUCGAAGGGCAGCGUGUGGAACCCAAACGGACUUUGGAAACUAAUUACCGCUUUGUGUUUCCUGAUCUUCCCUCUGCUCUCCGCGAUAUUUUAGCCUGAGCUGAGGGAGGAAGAAAAAUGUGAAUUUGAACUCGGAACCCACUGCUCCAUCCCAGCUGUUCUUAACAAUGACACCUACAAUAAAAGGUGUCUCAUAUCCCCUUAA
Messenger RNA from Pogona vitticeps (central bearded dragon), 1042 nucleotides. RefSeq names its product short chain dehydrogenase/reductase family 39U member 1 (gene SDR39U1). Lineage: Eukaryota; Metazoa; Chordata; Lepidosauria; Squamata; Agamidae. The record is from RefSeq and is a predicted model, not a curated record.